AUGGAUCCUCCGCAGAUCGCCGGACGGGGAAGUGACGACCGCUUAAGCAAGCUCCGCGACGGCGUGCUCGGCCACAUCCUCUCCUUCCUCGACGCCAAGGAGGCCGGGCGCGCCGCUGCGCUCUCGUCGCGGUGGCGCCACGUCUUCGCCAGCGUCCACACCGUCUCGCUGGAGCAGCCGGAAGAGCCCGUACCCGAUUACGACUACGACGGCGGAUACCGGCUCCGUCGCUACGAUCCGAACCAGCCAACGCCCUUCACCGUUGUCGUCAACAAGGCACUAUUCGCCCGCUUCCGUCGGCCGGCCAUUGCCGCCCCAUCAGUGCCCCUGCGCGCGCUCCGCGUCACCAUGGAUGAUUACGGCCGCGGGGACGCCUCCACGGUGAACGAGUGGGUCGCUUGCGCCUUCAGUUUAGCCGCCCCCGAGCUCGAGAUCCAGCUUGACCUAGGCCAAGUCCCGGUCUGCAAGCGACCCGACCCCUUCCGUGCCGCCGCCGCCACCGCCAAUAGCGAAUGUGAUGAUCACUCUGCCGGGAAGCAGUCUCCCGUGCCCAAGGACGUCGACAUCGAUGACAAAGAUGUCGCCUCCGGCGAUGAUGAGAGGGAUCCUGCAGGGGAGCAGCCUCCCGUGCCCAAGGGCGUCGACACCGAUGACGAAGAAGAUGUCGCCUCCAGCGAUGACGAGAAGGAUUCUAGAUCGCCGAACUCGCCGUCCCCACGCGACUCGCAGUACACCGUCGUGAGGCAGCUCUUCUCCUUCGCGGCAUUGCGGUCACUCCGUCUUGGUAACUGCAGGCUCUGCCCGCCAGUGACCAUCAGCCUGCCGGCUCUCGAAGCGCUCAGCCUCACUCACGUCCCUGACGCAGAGGAGCACGUGCAGAAGCUCAUCUCCGCCUGCACAAGCCUCAAGGACCUGACUCUCGAGGCCUGCGGCACCGUCACCACGCUCUCCCUCCUCGACAACACAAGUCUCCAUAGGCUCGUCCUCCGAUGCUGCCACAAGCUUGCCAAUGUCACCAUCAACGCUAUGGAGCUCCACACGUUUGAGUACCGCGGUGCAGUUCCCGGCAACUCGUUCCUCACCGUGCCAGGCGGCGGCUUCCCAUCCAUCACGUCAUGCAAGAUCGCCAUCUGCACGGUCUGCCUCCUCGAGGAGGCCACGUCGGAGGAGCAGCUCGCCAUGCUCGGUUCGUUCCUACAGCCGUUCACGUCCACAAAACACCUUCACCUAUGCGCCGCCCGCAUGGGCUCCUGCUUCGUGGCGCUCGACUUGUUCCAGGCCCUCCGGCACCUCCAGCUAAAUGGGCGUGUGACAAACAGCGAUGUAGCCGCCGCCGCUGCGACCAGCACAAUCCUCCAGCGGGCCACGAACCUGGAGACGCUGACCCUGUUCUUCGAGACCGGGCCUCACGAACUCGAGACUCGCGUCAGCGGCCUGCGCUACUGCAGCAACCGCAGAAAAGGUGAGCUCCUGGACGCGCAUCACCUCCACUACAGCAAGUACGACACCCUCGACUUGGCGGGCGUGCCGAUCCCACGGUGCCUGGGGAGCAGCGUGAGAAGGAUCAACCUGCUGCAUUACCAAGGCGGCAGAGCGCAGAGGGCGCUCGCCAGGUACUUGCUCCGCAACGCUCUGGUGCUCGACAAGCUCUACUGCGAGUUGGAGGAGGGGCCACUGUGGAUCCAGGAGGAAUUGGUGCGGGAGAUGGAAGGCUGGGUGGUGAACGAGAGUGCCAGCACGGUGUUCCACUGA
Triticum turgidum subsp. durum (durum wheat) is the source of this 1752-nucleotide messenger RNA. NCBI's taxonomy places the organism in Eukaryota, Viridiplantae, Streptophyta, Magnoliopsida, Poales, Poaceae. The record is from the annotation of a GenBank genome assembly.